GGGUUGAGAAGGAAGCAGCAGCUUCCUGCAGGGGAGCUGGGGCGGGGGUGCCGCAGGGCUCCGGCCUGGCCCCCGACCCUGACCCCAAUCCCGGCCGGCACGUAUCCAGCCCCAGCUCCAACUGCGGCCCGCUGGGCGGUGCAGCUCCGGCCCAGCCCCGGGCCUGGCCGGCCGGACACUUUUUCUCCAGGUGCCCUGGCCAAGUGGCUCCGGUCCCAACCCCGGGCCCAGCCCCCACCUCCAGGCAGCACGGGUCUGCACCACGGAGGGGGGACAGAUUUGGGGACAAUGGGGCAUUGGUCCAUCCAUUCCCAUCGCUCAUCUGCUCUACUACAUUUACCCUGAGGCACCAGCCCCUGGUAACCACCCUCCCCCUCCCCCCCAUGGGAGGUAACAGUCCCCCAGAAUCCAGGGACCUCGGGAGCAAAGACGCUUCUGGGAGCCACAGCACAGUGAACCUCCGUCUGGGGCUGGCCUGGCCCAGACGCUCCCAGACGCUGUGGGAGCACGAGAAUGCCGUGGCCAUGCACCGCGUGUUCCAGAUGGACCUGUACCGGCUGCGGCUCAUGGCAGCCCGGGCCUAUGUCAAGGCGCUGGAGCCCAGCCUGGCGCCCAUCACAUCCACACUGCAGGAGCCCCUUAAGAUGAAUGUAGUGGUCCAGGGCAUCGGCCCCACCUUCAAACUGACCCUCCACAUUCAGAACACAUCAGCUGGGCGCCCCUCCAUCAACCUGCUGGUGAGCUUCCUCUACGACCAGAGCCUCUAUGCCAUGAAGAGAGCCUUCUUCAAGGCCCCCAUGCUGGUCCCGGGACUGAACUACCCCAUUGAAACCUUUGUGGAGUGUCUGAGCGACAAGGGGAUCUCGGACGUCAUCAAGGUGUUUGUACUGCGGGAGGGCCAGAGCAUGCCCUUGCUGACUGCCCAUAUCAACAUGCCAGUGAGUGAGGGCCUGGCUGCUGCCUGAACCGUAGAGACCAGAGCUGCAAUAGAUCCCAUAGGAGCCCUCACUGGAUCAGAGCCAGGACUGGGAGCCGAGGCCCCCUGCUGUGCAGUGAACCACCAGCUGCCCCCAGGGUGCACGCUGCU
This is a messenger RNA of Mauremys reevesii (Reeves's turtle), 1087 nucleotides long. RefSeq names its product Bardet-Biedl syndrome 1 protein-like. Gene Ontology annotation, cellular component: centrosome; axoneme; BBSome. Gene Ontology annotation, biological process: non-motile cilium assembly; protein localization to cilium. The transcript has 6 exons. The coding region runs from base 384 to 965 and encodes 193 amino acids. Lineage: Eukaryota; Metazoa; Chordata; Testudines; Geoemydidae. The record is from RefSeq and is a predicted model, not a curated record. Gene Ontology annotation, molecular function: patched binding; smoothened binding.